Spizellomyces punctatus DAOM BR117 is the source of this 2063-nucleotide messenger RNA. RefSeq lists its product as uncharacterized. Gene Ontology annotation, biological process: carbohydrate phosphorylation; N-glycan processing to lysosome. The transcript has 3 exons. The record is from RefSeq and is a predicted model, not a curated record. Bases 156 to 1943 code for a protein of 595 amino acids. Gene Ontology annotation, molecular function: UDP-N-acetylglucosamine-lysosomal-enzyme N-acetylglucosaminephosphotransferase activity. Lineage: Eukaryota; Fungi; Chytridiomycota; Chytridiomycetes; Spizellomycetales; Spizellomycetaceae. Gene Ontology annotation, cellular component: Golgi apparatus.
AAAAUAUGAUCGGGCGACAACAGGAAUUAUCCUUGGGGAAACAUUAUUUAUCAUUUGGUGUUUGUUCUGCAUAGAAACAGUCUUUGACUCCUGCAGUUGGAAUAUAAAAAUACAAGGGAACGCAAGCAUUCUUCCCUUGGUUUCAUAUCACAAGUAUGGAGAAGCAAGUAUCUCCACUGCUCCCAACAGUAUCCAAAACUGUUGCGUAUCGCAAAAAUCCUGCAUCUCACCGAUAUCAUAUGCGCUUGCCGGUAUGGAGAACGCUCGCUCUCUUGCUGGUCCUUAUCAACACGUACGCCAUUCCCCGCUGUGGACUGUAUCCUCUCUUCAACACCCAACUUGCUACGAGAAAUUCGCAGUACAGACAAGCUGCAAAUCCUACGGACAGUAUCCCUCAGCAGCGUGAGUUUGCGCCAGCUGGGCCGAAAAGGUUUACUGCCGUCAUUACGUGGGUCAAUGGUAGCGACCCGCUUCACCAGCAGAUGCGCUCAAUAUACGCACGGGAGGCACCACAUGUCAACAUGGUAAAUCGGUUCAGAGAUCUCGGUGAAUUGAGGUACACCGUGAGAAGUCUGCAAAAGUUUGCCAGCUGGAUCAAGGAAAUUCUCAUCUUAACGAGCGAUUAUCGGAACGUGGAAUAUGGAUCCGAUCGUGGACAGGUUCCAAUAUGGUUUGCAGAGGUGUCCUCUGAAAGUGAACCAGUACCUCCCGUACGAGUAAUUCAUCAUGACGAGUUUUUUGCAAACGCUCAAGGGUCGCUGCCGACAUUCAAUAGUCUGGCCAUUGAGAGCCAAUUGGGGAAUUUGCCAGGGCUCGAUGAGGAUAUCAUGUUAUACUUUAAUGACGAUAUUACCGUCGGGCAGGCACUCCAAUCAUCAGACUUUUACUCUCCCGAGUCCGGAUUUGCUUUCGCCAUUCAAUCUGAUCUGCAGGUCAGCGCCUUUGACCGGCCGCCUCGCAUUGAAUCUUCUCAAGGAGAGUGGCCCGCUCUUGACUGGUCCAACUAUUUACUCAGUCAAAGAUUUGGCAAACGACGACGGGGUUAUGUCGCUCACAGCGUUAAAGCCUUUGCGACCCCUCUAUUACAAGAACUGGCCUCAGAUUUCCCCUCAGCCUUCCGACAGACGUCUCAUCACAGGUUUCGCGGCAUCGGUCACGACGUACACACUCCUUUCAUGGCCGUGCACUAUGUCCUGGAAAUGCAUCGCGAGAGUGUGUUGAAAUACUUUGUAAAUAACGUGCUAGAUGAGAACGGAGAUGGUGUUGUGGAUGAUCAGGAAGUGGAAGCAUUGCAAAAAUUGUCCUGGGACGCAGACUUGGUGAACGGGAACGGAAUUCCUGUGCGGGAAAAUCGGAGGACAUGGGACUCGAGGAAUGGCUACCCCCACAUGACAGUCCAGCCAGAGGCAGGGAAUGCAUGGACAUACACUGAUGGCACCCCACCUUCCCUCCGCAAAUGCAGCUUUUCGCUUAACGUUUGCCUUCCGUCAGUGAGAUCAGCUCAAGCGAUUUUGCGCCACAUUGGCCGCGAACACAUUGCUUGCGGAGACUGCCUCCUGAAUACCAUGGCCCGAGCUUCGGGCGACGCUGGAAUCGACUCGUACCUCGUGCAAAACACCAAGCGCAACGUCAGCUCAAAUCCGCUAGCUGAAGUCUCAAAAUACAAAUAUUCGCUUACCUCACUAUCUCUGUCCUUCCUGAAGCUCGAAAACGACGACUGCGCGACAUGGAGAUCUAUGGAACUUCUGGCGGAAAAUCCAACCGCAAUAAUAUGUUUGAAUGACGAUAUUGGCAGACCAGGUGCCGUGAACGGCAUAAAGAGUAUGCUGGAAGUGUUCUUUGCACGUCUAGGAUUGAAGAAUGACGGAGCCGCCAUCAAAGAAUUUGACGCAUGUGCGCCAAGGAGUCGUCCAAGGAGACCUAUUCUCAGCGAUUUUAGUUAGGACGAUUAUGUACCGACUAGCAGCACUAGAUAGUUUUGCCUGCCAUUAGACGCAUGCAGUUUACCCUUAUCCGUGGAAUAAAUACUUGCUCGCUCGCAACAGGCACAAUGGUUGCAAAGA